Ctenopharyngodon idella (grass carp) is the source of this 4684-nucleotide messenger RNA. It is a transcript of the gene adamtsl7, whose product is annotated as ADAMTS-like 7. The coding region runs from base 208 to 2157 and encodes 649 amino acids. The transcript has 12 exons. Gene Ontology annotation, biological process: extracellular matrix organization. Gene Ontology annotation, cellular component: extracellular matrix. Lineage: Eukaryota; Metazoa; Chordata; Actinopteri; Cypriniformes; Xenocyprididae. The record is from RefSeq and is a predicted model, not a curated record. Gene Ontology annotation, molecular function: metalloendopeptidase activity.
UAUGACUCGCUGUCUGGGGGUGAGAGAGAGAGACACACAUACACACACUCACACACACACUUAAAUACCAAAGAGAGAAACCCCCUUUCACUAAAACUUUCUCUCACACAAACACACAUCUCCAUUCAGAGACCGCACCACUGCAGUACUUCUCAUUAAGACCAGGACAUACACACACAUUUACACACUUACUGUCUUAUUCUGCUCAUGGCUUGUUGGAUGCAACUGCCGACUUGGAGAGGACACCAGUGGAGACUCAUCCAGCAUUUCCUCCAGAUGACCCUCCUGCUCUCCCUCCUGUGCCCACCCACAGAGCCUGUUCCCUGGGACAACGACUCCAGCAGCGGCCCUGGAGAGGGCUGUGAGGGUUUCCAGGUGGAUGUAUGUGGUGUUUGCGCAGGAGAUGGGAACUCAUGUGAGCUGUUCAGCGGGACACUCUUUCUUUCUGUACUCUCUGUUGGCUACCACAAGAUCCUGGACAUCCCCUCUGGAGCUCAACGAAUCAAAAUACAGGAAACACACAAGACCAGGAACUACUUAGCUCUCAGAACAGCGACUGGUGAAUCAGUGAUAAAUGGUGACUGGGUAAUCGAUAGUCCUGGUCAUUUCUAUGCCGCGGGUACUCAGCUCACAUACAAACGGCCCAAUGAGAUACGCAGCAGAGCGGGAGAAUCCAUCACUGCUCCUGGACCAACCAAUCAGGAGCUGCAUCUCUUUGUGAUUUAUCAACAGCCCAAUCCAACCGUGUAUUAUGAAUACAUUCUACCCAAAGACCCCAUCACUGACACUUAUUCAGAUGCCUAUUCUUACUCUAGUGUACUUCCUCUAGUAGAGAGUCAUGUAAUAUUUCCUGAUCCUGAGAAUAGUGACGGUGAAAGUUCAAUGGGCAGCCCUCAUCCUAACCAAGUUCCAACGGACCCUGUAACUCCUGAACCAGUUCCUCAGUACAGCUGGGUUGCCAUGACAACAACACCCUGCAGUGCCACCUGUGGAACAGGAAGUCGUCAAGUUCUGUUCAGCUGUGUGGAAAGAGCCACUCAAACUACUGUACCGGGGGAUCUCUGUAGCUACACCAGUCAUUCUGGCCCCCAGGUAGAAGAGUGUCAAUCGCAGCCUUGUCCAGCCUUUUGGGAUGUAGGGGAGUGGUCUGAGUGCAGUAAGACCUGUGGUCCAGGUUUCCAGUAUCGUCAGGUGAUUUGCCAGCGGACGCAGGGACACCAUGGCAAUAGCACAGUCGUUGUGGCGACCAGCCUCUGCGAUAACACAGAAAUGCCAGAGACGACCACUGUGUGCCAGCUCAAGAUCUGCAGUGAGUGGCAGAUCCGCUCAGAGUGGACAGAGUGCUCAGUGCCAUGCGGAGUAGGUCAGCGCAGAAGAGAAGUCGUAUGUGUGGAUAACCUGGGUGACAUCGUUUCUGAUGAGGAAUGCAAUAUGGCGCUUCGCCCACAGGACCUGCAGAACUGUGACAAAGGAGUGUGUGCCAGCAGCUGGUUCUAUUCUCUGUGGAGUGAGAGGUGUUCUGCAGACUGUGCGGAAGGAAGUCGCAGCCGGUCAGUGGUGUGUAUGAUGAGUCAGACCAACUCACUGCCACUGGACAACUGCGAUGAGGAGGAUAAACCCGACAAGCUCAUGCCGUGUGACCUGGGUCCCUGCACACAGCGACUGGAAUGGUACACAGGAGCGUGGGGACAGUGCUCAUCUGAAUGUGGCAAUGGUACCCAAAGUCGAGGUGUGGUCUGUGUUGUCCAAAACAAUGGCCAAUUAGAAGUCACCUCAGAUGACCGCUGCUCUCAUCUGCCCCGUCCUCCGAGUGGACAGACCUGCUAUUUGAAGAGUUGUGGUGCGCAGUGGUACAUGACAGAGUGGAGCUCGUGUUCUCGUUCUUGCGAGGGAGGCUUUCGAGUGAGGGAGGUACGUUGUUUGCAAGAUGAUCUGACCACAAGCCAUGACUGUGAUCCUGCCCUUGAACCUGCAAAUCAAGAGAAGUGUAACACACACACCUGCACGCCACAGAUUGAUGAGUCCUGCAGGGAUAUGUACUAUAACUGUGUGGUGGUGGUCCAGGCUCGUUUGUGUGUGUACUCAUACUAUCGCACCACAUGUUGUGCAUCAUGCUCUCGGGUCAUUCAGAGAGACACACUGCAUAGAAUCAGGUGAUCCUGUCGUCUUCUUGGGAUGUGACAUCACCGCUCUCCUUUCUUUGAAUUAUGAUGUCCUUGUCUCAUCAUGACACCAUUGCCCACCUGUUUUCAGCUGGAUCUGACCCUGAGAUGACAUCACUGUUCAUCACCUCUGUCUUUUACUUAAAAAGACUUAAAGUAUACAUUCACUGCCCUUCUUUAAAACACAAAAUGAGAAUGCUCCAUGAGCAACUGAAUAUUUAUUGCAAAUAAAAACAGCUGAGCCUCUUCAUCAUGUUCAGUAAUGUCUAAAAAUGAACAUUGACAGAUUUUAAAUCAAUCUUCAUAUUUCAAUGUUAAUUUAUGACUAAUAGCUUCUAAAGAUUCUGUAUGAACUCUUUACAUAAUACAUUCUUAGGUGGGGUUUAAGCAGACUAAAUAAUUAGAGUCUACUGUGUUCACCAGAAGAUCGAGUUUUGAGACUUUGAUUAAACAUUGAGGUCAAAACAUUUAUAACAUGCAUUAUAAGACUUGGUGAAUUUUCACUUCAUGCAGACUUUAAAGGCCUGUUUUUAACUACUUUACAUUUAAGACUUCUAUGUAAACAGCCUCUUUUGUAUGUGAAAUGAAACAGUGCUUAUGUUGUUUGCUUAAUUUUGACAGAUUAUCUUUUUGGACUGGGGAGGUUUUGGAUUUUUUGAUAAUGUGAUUUGUCCUGAUAUGACCCCUUUAAGAGGUUACUUCAGUACAAACAGAACAGACUAGCCAGAAAUGCACACAUGCUUUAGAAUGUCCCUCUCACAAUGAUGAUGAGAACUUUCACUGAUGAUGAAAGUGAAUUGUAAAAUAAAGGAAAGACGUGUUCCUUCAGUGAGACACUCUAUUUGCUAUAAGGGGUAAAAAACUGAAGGGACAAACAAGAACAUAAAAUGCUAUGAAAAUGCUGUAUAUUCACAGUGGUGUUCAUACUGUGGAAAUGGGAAUAGAAUGAACCCCUGUUUCCUUGUUAGAUAAUAAAGUCCAUUAUAAAUUAAAAGUUAUAAAAGUUAUUAUUGUUAUUAACUCAUUAAAAACAAUAUGGUAUUUAUGGGAAAACAUCCAAGUGCCAUAUUUCAAAAUAGGUAACAAAUUUCCAGUGACAAUAUUGAUAUAAUAAUAGUCAUUCUUGUAAUAUUCAUAGUAUUCAUUCGUGCAAUAAAAAAGCAUGCUUGACAAAUAUGACUCAUAUCUUUCAUGAAAACUGAAAAAAAAACUUUUAAGAUCAAAAAUCGCAUCAGACAAAUUGUUUCUGGUAAUACUUCAAAAAUGUUCCAUUUGUUAUCACUAGUUGACUAUAUUACUUAACAUUAACUAACAAUGAAAAAUAAUACGCUAAAUAAUAAUAUUCUAAAGCAUUUCUUAAUCUUAAUGUUAAUUUCAACAUUUACAAAAAAUUAAAUGUUGAAUAUCUGUUAUUCUUAUAAUCAAAUCAAAUCAAAGAAAAAAGAUUAAUAAAUACUGUAACAAAUUUGCCCUAUAUGUCCAAAACUAAUUUUUUCAUGAAAAAAAAUUAACAUACUAUUUUACUUAAACCAACAUUUGGUUAAAAUCUCAUGUUAUAAAAGACGUGCCCCCGCUAUCCAGGAUAUUUAAGGAGUUUUCAUCUUUGCUUAUUGCUGGUUAAUUUUAGUUCAUUCAUUUACAUUAACUAAUGGGACCUUAUUGUACAGUAUUACCAUUUUUCCUUAAAACGAAAUUUGUUCGAAUUUAAAAAGCUUACUAUUUGUUUGCAUAUGUAAACAUAUGUUCACACUGUGUAACUGUAGUCAUAUGUACAAUCGCAGUCACAGAACGGUGAAUAAAAAGCUGUUUGUAGAACACUCAUCCACCCUACUAAUUUCAGGUUCAAUUAAAUUUGUUUGUAUAUAGCCUUUCAUGAUACAUAUUGUUCUAAGCUUAAUAGAGAAAGGAAAAAAUCCCUUAUGCUUCCUUGGAAAGAACCAAGGCUCUGGAGAAGACCACCUCCUCAGGUUCUCAUACUUAUAUUUAUACAGCAACAUAAAGCAUGUCUGGCCCUUUCCUGAAUAGACAAAUGCUGCCCUCUUGUGGAUCAGAGCAAGAAGAAAAAGGACACUUCUGUAUACUAUAUUGUAACUUAAGUGUAUUACUUUAAUAUAUCUGACUUAAUAAAUUAAUAAAAUUAAUCUAAUGUUUCAUUUUAUUUACAAGAAUUUCUCAAAAUCUUUAUCCUAAAAAUUAUUCUAUAAAUCAGAAAAGUAACCAAAAGCAGUAUUUUUGUCCCACACCAUUGAAUAUUUUAUAUUUAUAUUUGUUAAAUGUUUCAAUACAUUUAAUUUGUCACAAUAAUUUUUGUCAUUUAUACUCACUUGUCGCUUAUUGAUUAUCAGUUGCAGAGUUUUAACUUAGUUUUCUUAAAUCGAAAGCGGUUGAAAAGGUGCAAUUACCUAGUCACUGCAGGUUGUAAAUUUGGCAAAAUAUUUAAUUUAAGACAACAAUCAUACUUCACUGUUAAAUCAAAACUUAAAAAAAAAAUAAAAAAAAUUUUUUUAUAAUAUAUAUAUAUA